AUGAAAAGAUUUGUUUCUUCACAAUCUUCUCAACAAAAAGAAAUCCUGAACAAAUUAAACUUAGAAGAAUUAAUUAACCAGCAAAUCAACAAGCGUUUAAGUAGUUAUCAGUUUUCUCACGAAGAAGAGCAGUUUUUUGAUAGCAUCGAAGAAUUAGGGGAAACGAAAGAGAAUAAACCAAAUUCCUCUACUUCCCGUUAUGACAACUUAUUUGCCAAUCUCAGCCAAGAAGAAGCGGAAAGACAACGCAAAAAGUUAGAAAGGGAAGCAGCUCAACAGGAAGCCGAAAAAAAACGACAAGCUGACGAAGCCCGUGCCAAAGCUCUCCAAGAAGAAACUGAAUCUUACUUAAAAACUAAAUUAGAAAACAUUGAGAAUAGAAAAAAAGCUGCCGAACAAGCCCUCGCCAAUCAAAAGAAAGAAAAUGAGUUAGAAGAGCAGAAAAAGAAAGACCAAAUUGCUAAAAUGGAAAAGGAAAAUCAGGAAGAGCAAGCCCGGUUAGCCAAGCAGUCCCAAUUAAUCGAAGAAGAGAUGCAAAAGAAAUUAGCCCAAAUUGCCUUAGAGGAUGAAGAAGAACGACAACUAAUAACUAAACGAGCCAAUGAGGAAAAAGCGAAAAUCGAAACCGAGAUAAAAAUCGAGAAAAUGGAAGAAGAGGCGCGAAUUAUGUCCGCAGAUGCCCGAGCUACCGAGGAACUAUUAAGGCAAGAAAAAGCCAAACAAGCUGACUUGCAUUCAUCUAUGCAAGCAGCUCACCAAACUCGAAUGAAAAAAGGAACAAUGGAUGAAGCAGCCCAGGAUAAUCAACAGAGAGCCCUCAGGAGUGUUUUAAAUUAUUAUGUGAAUGAUGAUGAGUUUCAACAAAGCUUCCAAGGUGGCUCCUAUUUUGAAAAUGAUGGCCGGUAUUUACCCCAAGUCAGUGAAAUAUUUAGUAGAUAUCCCUCCAUUCGGGUUAAUAUCAGUAAGUUUUUUACCAAUAGUGGAAAAAAUAAAUUGCUCGGUAGUAGUCCUUGA
This is a messenger RNA of Ambispora gerdemannii, 1014 nucleotides long. NCBI's taxonomy places the organism in Eukaryota, Fungi, Glomeromycota, Glomeromycetes, Archaeosporales, Ambisporaceae. The record is from the annotation of a GenBank genome assembly.